UGAUUACAGUUUUCUCUUAACUAGUUGCCAGGGAUAGUCUCCGGGAAGCGCCAGCCAUCCCCAGAGCUGCGGGAGUGUCCCAAAAUCCAUCCCUUCUUGCUGAAGCAGUUCUAGGAAGGGAUGGAGUGCUCCGAUUCUAAGGUUCUUCCUGAUUCCUGGGAUGUAAGCCAAGUGACUCCUAUCCUGAGUCAUUGCAGUCUAAGAUGUCCACCAAGCUGAGAGAGGAUCCAGUCUUGACUCCUGUGGUCCACACUCCAGAGGAGCAGGAGGGUCUGAGAAUAGUGAAGGUAGAGGAAGAGGAGAACCAUGCUUGGGAGCAGAAGCCUGGACAACUAGGGAAUGUGCACACUUAUCAGGAGCUUCUUCGUCAGCGCUUCAGACAGUUCCACUAUCAAGAGGCCCCUGGACCUCGAGAGGCACUGAGACGGCUCCGGGAGCUCUGCCAAAAGUGGCUGCAGCCUGAGAGGCACAGCAAGGAGCAGAUCCUGGAGCUGCUGGUGUUGGAGCAGCUCCUGAGCAUCCUGCCAGAGGUGGUUCAGGCCAGGGUAUGGGAGUAUCAUCCAAGGAGUGGAGAGGAAGUGGUGACUGUGCUGGAAAAUCUGGAGACAGAACUUGAAGGCAAAGGACAACAGGUCCAAGCCAGUGCACAUUACAAACAAGAAGUGCUAUGGAAGGAAGUGAGACCUGCAAGCCUUACAAAUCAGUCACAGAUCGUCCAGCUAAAGUGUGAUCCUUGGGAGAACUUUAUUCUGCAAGAGAAUGGGUGCCCUCAGAAGCCUUCACUUGAAACUCCAGGCAUGAUGGCUGUGGACACAAGAAAGUCUACUGGUCAGCUGUUCCAAGCCCCAUGGGGUCAGCAGGGCCCUAUGAUGGUGACAGUGAAGCUGGAGGAAGACCACCCCAUGAAUCAGGGUCUCAGCCUUCCAGAGAACCAGCCUCCUGCCCAGGAGAUCUUCAGGCAGCAGUUUAGGCACUUCUGCUACCAGGAUUCCCCUGGACCCCGGCUUUCCCUGAGCUGGCUCCAGGAGCUCUGCCAUCAGUGGCUCAGACCAGAGACACAUACCAAGGAGGAGAUUCUGGACCUGCUGGUGCUGGAGCAGUUCCUGUCCAUCCUGCCCCAGGAGCUCCAGGUCCCGGUUCAGGAGCAUCAUCCAGAGAGUUGGGAAGAGGCAGUGACCAUGCUGGAGAAUCUGGAAAGAAAGAGAAAUGUUUCAGCUUGUGCUCUGGAACAGAAGAUACUUUUGCAGACAAUGACCCUUCAAACACUAAAUGAAGAAUCUUCAUAUACCCAAGUUCAGCCUCCAGCAGUGCAGUUCAAGGGCGAAAGACCUGAGCCCCGACCAUCAGAGGAAACAGAUGGUGAGAUGAGGACUGAGAAUUUGACAUUAGAAGUGAAACAGGAACCUUGUGAAGAAACAGAAUGGUGUAGGGAGGGGUCUGAUGGACAUCAUGAAACCAUAUGUCAGCAUGCCAUACAGAGAGGAGACAAUGAGCCUAGUGAAAAUUUGGAAAUGCAGAAUGGGGAUGCCACAGGUGAGAAAAUACAUGAAUGUGAUGAAUGUAAGAAAACCUUCAUCUGGAUGAGAGGCCUUCAUAUGCACAAGAGGAUCCGCAAUGGGAAGAAACCAUACUCCAGUACAGAAUUUGCGCUUUACAACAAGGAAAAGCUUGAUCAGUGUAAAGAGGGUGGCAAAGACUUCAGUCAGAAAGCAGGCCUCUCUCAACAUCUCAAAAUCCACACUGUAGAAAAGCCUCAUCAGUGUAAUAAAUGUGGCAGAUGUUAUAGUCAAAGAUCAGUUCUUUCAAAACAUCAAAGUCUCCACACUGGAAAGAAACCUUUUGAAUGUAUAUACUGUGGGAAAACCUUCUGCCAUAGUGCAGACCUCACUGAACAUAAACAAUUGCACAACAGAGAGAAGCCUUAUGAAUGUAAUGAAUGUGGGAAAACCUUCAGGCAGCGUUCAAAUCUUACUGAGCAUCAGCGAAUUCACAGUAAAGAAAAACUUUAUGAAUGUAAAGUAUGUGGAAAAGCCUUCACUCAGUAUGCAGGACUUAACCAACACCGGAGAAUCCACACUGGAGAGAAACCUUUUGAAUGUCCUGUAUGUGGACGAGCUUUUAGCCGAAGCUCAGAACUUAUAAUACAUCACAGAAUUCACUCAGGGGAAAAACCUUAUGAAUGUGCUGAGUGUGGAAAAACCUUUAGAGUGAACUCAACCCUGGUCAUACAUCAGAGAAUUCACACUGGGGAGAAGCCCUAUAAAUGUGACGAGUGUGGUGAAGCCUUCAGUCAACACUCAGGCCUUAACAAACACAAGUUAGGAGGAAAGCACAGAAACCCUCCUAAACUAAGAAAAUAUACAUGUGAUGAGUGUGGAAAGACCUUCACACAGUUAACUGGCCUGAGAAACCACAAAAGAAUCCAUACUGGGGAUAAGACCUACCAAUGUCCUGAGUGUGGCAAGGCCUUUACAAGGGGAGAGCAUCUUAUUGAACAUCAGGGGAUUCACAACAAGGAGAAUCCUUAUCAAUGUAAAGAGUGUGGCAAAGCCUUCAGUCAGAAGACAGGUCUUAGUCAUCAUCUCAAAAUCCACACAGGAGAGAAACCUUUUGAAUGUUCUCAAUGUGGGCGAGACUUCAGCUGUAAAUCAAAUCUCAAUAAACAUAAAAGAGUCCACUCUGAGGAAAAAUCCUAUACAUAUAAAUAGUGUGGAAAGGCCUAUUAGGUAGAGAACAUUGCUAAUCCAACAUCAGAGAGGCCACAUCCUGCUAAGCCUCAGCAGUGGUGUGAAUGAGGUAGAGCCUAGAAGCUCAGCUCUGAUUAGUCACCAUAGAAUCCACUAAAAAGACUCCUUGCCAAGAUGUCUAGUGACAACUUCAAGUAGAAUUCAGAAUUUUUUUAAAUUGAGGUGAAAUGUUUCUUAAACUUCAUUACUUAAAGAAUGUCAGAUAUACUGUGUUGAAAAGUUGUUUAAAGGUCAUAAAUGCUGGAAAAGUUGAGAAUUUGGGAAA
Cervus elaphus (red deer) is the source of this 3012-nucleotide messenger RNA. Its product is annotated as zinc finger protein 397-like. The record is from RefSeq and is a predicted model, not a curated record. Bases 204 to 2708 code for a protein of 834 amino acids. Gene Ontology annotation, molecular function: DNA-binding transcription factor activity, RNA polymerase II-specific; RNA polymerase II transcription regulatory region sequence-specific DNA binding. NCBI's taxonomy places the organism in Eukaryota, Metazoa, Chordata, Mammalia, Artiodactyla, Cervidae. Gene Ontology annotation, cellular component: nucleus. The transcript is spliced from 7 exons. Gene Ontology annotation, biological process: regulation of transcription by RNA polymerase II.